This is a messenger RNA of Myotis davidii, 4253 nucleotides long. RefSeq names its product RNA binding protein, fox-1 homolog (C. elegans) 1 (gene RBFOX1). Gene Ontology annotation, molecular function: mRNA binding. The transcript has 14 exons. The coding region runs from base 390 to 1628 and encodes 412 amino acids. Gene Ontology annotation, biological process: nervous system development; regulation of alternative mRNA splicing, via spliceosome. The record is from RefSeq and is a predicted model, not a curated record. NCBI's taxonomy places the organism in Eukaryota, Metazoa, Chordata, Mammalia, Chiroptera, Vespertilionidae. Gene Ontology annotation, cellular component: nucleus; cytoplasm.
CUUUCUUGCCAUUUCGUGGGGGGGGCGGGGGCGGCGGAGGCACCUGCCACUUUGGGGGGCAUCAGCAAGCAGGCCCAUCAACCACACACGCACACGCACGCACACACACAAGAUACACCCCAAGGAAGCAAAAUAGUUUCCUGACCCUCUCAAGUGUCUUCGCUGGAGGCAGGCUGACGGACGCUGGGAGCCAGCAAACCCGAGGGGAAGACGGAAAGCGAGGGAGGAGGGACGCGCGGGGUGCGGCGGGGGGGAGGGCGAGAGAGACAGGGAGAAAGAGAGAGAGAGAAGGAGAGAGCAGCCACCCGGGUUUGACUUAGAUAAUCAGCAAAAUUAAAAAAAGAAAAAGAAAAUUGUAGCGUCCAGGCAAAGAGCAGCGGCGCGAUUGCAUGCGAGCGUCCCCACUCCUGCUCGGCGGGCGCCAGAGAGACGAAAUGCAGCAUCCUCUGACGGGGGCCACCUGCGUGGCGCUCCCCAGCGUGGGCAUGUGUCCCCAGCUCUCGUGUGCCUUGACUUUUAUGUACUUACAGCAGGGUAAUCAGGAAGCAGCAGCUGCCCCUGACACAAUGGCUCAGCCUUACGCUUCGGCCCAGUUCGCUCCCCCUCAGAACGGCAUCCCCGCGGAAUACACGGCCCCCCACCCGCACCCGGCGCCAGAGUACCCCGGUCAGACCACCGUCCCCGAGCACACGCUAAACCUGUACCCUCCCGCGCAGUCCCACUCGGAGCAGAGCGCCGCGGACACCAGCGCGCAGACCGUCUCGGGCACCGCUACACAGACAGAUGACGCAGCGCCGACGGAUGGCCAGCCCCAGACACAACCUUCUGAAAAUACAGAAAACAAGUCCCAGCCCAAGCGCCUGCACGUCUCCAACAUCCCUUUCCGCUUCCGCGACCCGGACCUCCGACAAAUGUUUGGCCAAUUUGGUAAAAUCUUAGAUGUUGAAAUUAUUUUUAAUGAGCGAGGCUCCAAGGGAUUUGGUUUCGUAACUUUCGAAAAUAGUGCCGAUGCGGACAGGGCGAGGGAGAAAUUACACGGCACCGUGGUAGAGGGCCGUAAAAUCGAGGUAAAUAAUGCUACAGCACGUGUAAUGACAAACAAAAAGACUGUCAACCCUUAUACAAAUGGCUGGAAAUUGAAUCCAGUUGUGGGUGCCGUCUACAGUCCCGAAUUCUAUGCAGGCACGGUGCUGUUGUGCCAGGCAAACCAGGAGGGAUCUUCCAUGUACAGUGCCCCCAGUUCACUUGUAUAUACUUCCGCAAUGCCCGGCUUUCCGUAUCCAGCCGCCACCGCCGCGGCCGCCUACCGACCUGCCUACGGAGGUGUUGUUUACCAGGAUGGAUUUUAUGGUGCAGACAUUUAUGGUGGUUAUGCUGCAUACCGCUACGCCCAGCCUACCCCAGCCACUGCAGCUGCCUACAGUGACAGUUACGGACGAGUUUAUGCUGCCGACCCCUACCACCACACACUUGCUCCAGCCCCCACCUACGGCGUUGGUGCCAUGAAUGCUUUUGCACCCUUGACUGAUGCCAAGACUAGGAGCCAUGCUGAUGAUGUGGGUCUCGUUCUUUCUUCAUUGCAGGCUAGUAUAUACCGAGGGGGAUACAACCGUUUUGCUCCAUACUAAAUGACAAAACCAUAAAAACCUUCCAAUGUGGGGAGAAAGGAAGCUUUCCGAGGCCUGGGUAUUGCAAUACAUGCAGUAGUGCAUCAUUUUAGCAACUCUAAAAACUAAAAAGAGGAAAAAAAAUUACAUUUUUUAUCUUAUACCUCAGAUAUUUUGUUCUGUGUAUUUUACUAUUGUGGGUCUUUAAUUUCUGAAGGUUCUGUAGUUUGGUUGCUGGCUGUAGGAGGUUUUUUUUGUUUUUUUGUUUUUGGUUUUUUUUUUGUGGUUGACCUAGAGAGAUGCUAGCUAUGAAUAAAAACUGGUUUAGGGCCAUAUCCAGAGUGCUUUAUCAUGUAAAUGAAUUAUAUAUGCUGAAUAGUAAGCUACUGGGGUUAUCAGCUGUUCGGGAAGAGUGUAAGUGACUACAGUAGUCAUUUUUUCUGCAUCUGCAUUAUUUUAUUUUAUGAAAGGGGAAAGGUGGGAGGGACUUAGGGGAUUGGGACUGGGGUUCGACUGAAAGAAAAAAAAAAUAGUAACUGAUGAAUCUAAAUGACCCACUGCACCAACGAUCAUAUAGCAACGGUUCUAAGUUACUCAUUGUCCGUUCAGGCCAAAGGUUAUGCUGUUAAGGGGAUGCUUCUAGCAGCCCUUGUGCAUCCAAGUUGAAUGAAGCUGUGCAAACCCACCCUUUAACCUUUCCCCCUGGGCAGUAUUCAGCUUCUUAACCAGCCGCUAGUUAUUUAGGCAAAAACUGCUAGUUAGGCCAUCAACAAGCAUUCUUUUUAUAUUUCUUCCAGUAUAAUAAAUUAUUGAUAUCAUUGCUGACUUUUAUAUUAUGGGAGGGAAAAAAAUAACAUUAAUAAAAAGGUGAUAAAAAGCACUGUUUCUAUUUUUUUCUUUUUUUCCAAAAAAAGAAAGUAAUAAAAACUUAAAUUCUUUGUACCAGUUAAAAAAUGUAUAAAAUUUACAUCUGUGCAGUGGAGUUGUUAAGUUCUAGAAACAGUCUAUGAAGCUUUAGUUUUAGCCUAGUAGAACAACUGUUAGAGACAGACGUAUAAUUUUUAUGGAAUUACAUGAUAAUCAUAUUCGGAUUUCUAGAAGCAUUUUACAAGUAUUGCAAUCAUUGAGUAGAGAUAAUCAUGGUAUUUUCGUCAGCUUGGUACUUUUUGAAACAUGACUGUGUUAUGUGAGCAAGCUGCAAUUUUUCAGUCUGUGAGAGCCUGCCCACUUUCCCCCCACCCCACCCCCUAUUCGUCCUGGUCACAGUGAUGAUCUCAAACCAGUAACGUGAGUUCUGUCUCCAAGGCCCAGGACACUUGUCAGAAGGAAGCAAAAAUGUAGGUGUACCCUCCUCCUCCCCGAAGAACAAAGCCCCUCCCCCCACCUCAGAAGCAGGGCCAGAGCGACACACAUGGCCGAAAAAUUGCAGUUUGUCCGGAUGACUUCUGUUUGAACGCCUUCCAUGUUGUCCUGUUUACAAGUUAACCUGAGUUGGGGUAUCUGUCACGGGUCUUCCUGUUUUUGUAUUUAAAUGAAACAAGCAGCAGCAAGCUGUCCCCAGUAGUUUUGCUGCCCUAGUUAAGUCUUCAUGUGUACAGUGCCGGCCGUCUGGCAAGCACUUUAGUAAGUUAUCAACUCACCGCUGUGAACCUGCCAAUCCGCUGUAACAACUCUGCUUUCAAACAAAACCAAACAAAACUUAAAAAAAAAAAGUGUUUGUGAUCCAGCAUUCUUGUCAUCCUAUGUGCAUGCAGUAAGAUCGGUUGGAUAUUAAACCAUCAAUAAAGUUUCACAAGAUUUGAAAACCAAGUUUCUGUAGCUUCGAUAUCUAAGGCAGAUGACGGUUGUCUUGAACCCAGAGAGAAAGGGGGGAAACCGCUCAGCAGCCCAAAGCGUAUUAGACGUUCUUUUCCGCAGGCUUCUCUGGGUGGGGGAGGGGAGGGGCAGAGGGGUGUUUUAUAGCAUCACUAAGGCAUUCCCAUCCCCCCACCUGGGAAGCAAUGUGAUGGCAGUUGAUGUUUUGAAAGGCAAGAAUUUCUUAAAAUACCAUGGCAUCCUACCCCGGAGGGGAGAGAGAGAGAGAAAGAACAGGGGGCUAGGGAGAAUAAACAGAUUUCUCCCAAUUGCCUCAAAUUUCACACUCCAGAAUUUGCAUUGUAUUUGGAAUCACAAACAUAGAAUUCUUACUGUGUUGGUUAAAGUAAAAUUAAUUUGCAGUUUUGAUUUUCAUUGAUGAGCUGUACUUUUCCCCCAUGACUGUAUGUAGUUUUAAUAAAAUCAUUUAGAGCAAGUGGGUGCCAACUGAGGUUGCAGAUCUUCUGUCUAGGCACUCCUCCAAGAUGCCAACAAGUCAUUUUAAAAUGUAUGUCAGAGAUGUAAACAGACAUUUUGGAUUUUUUAAAACAGUAUUUAUUUGGAAUGUUUUCAUUUAUCUAAAUAACUAUUGCUAUUAUGAAUUAUGAAAAAAAGAUUAAUAUCAUGUGUGGCCUAUAGUGACUUCUUAACACACACAUCACGCAAUCUGCAAACCCAGAAAAUGUGUAUAUCUGUCUUUAGAAAUUAGUGUUUAUAUCACUUACAGUGGUUUGUGAAUAAAGAAAACUGGUUUGUAAUAUCAAAAAAAUAAAAGCUUAGUCUGAAAAGGUA